AUGAGGGGGAAUACAAAAGGAGUGUGUGAGGGUCGGAAUGGUCACGUGACUAUGGCAAAUUCAGGCCGCUUUGGGCACUUAAGGCGUCUAUAUAUGCCUCAGGCACAAGUCCUUGCUGAGAGGAAGAUGUUCAACCCCGAGAAGAUCUAUCAAUAUUAUGGCAAGCUUAACCAUAGGACUAACUACUGUCCUAAUGCCACUUUCUGCAUUUACUGCAACAGAGAAGGCCACGGUAUUAUCUGUUGUAGGAGAGUCAAAUGCAGACGGUGUGGAGCCAAAGGCCACCAUCAGAGUAUCUGCAAGGCUCCUCAGGUCUAUAACUCUAAUAUUGGCUGGGCUCCGUCUCCAGCGCCCGGUCCUUCCACUAUAACCCAUUUGUCAAGACUAUCGCAUUCUCAGGGCACGACAUAUCCUGUCCGUUCGUCUGGCCAGUCUCCGAACGUGAACACCUCUGUCGAAUCGCGUAGACAGAAUGCCAAAAGGCGUAAAAUACAACCUUUCUCUGUCGAAUCGCCUAGACUGAAUGCCAAGUGGCGUAAAAUGCAACCCUUCUCUGCGUCACGGAACCUGAACGUUACUGUUUACUCCUCUGAACACAACGAGGCCAAAUGGCUAGCAACUGAACAAGAUGUGCGGGAUCUUGAUAGCGACAAACCUUGGAAUAUGCCUCUAGACUAUACAGGUAUUGUCGGCGAUAAUUGA
Aspergillus terreus NIH2624 is the source of this 702-nucleotide messenger RNA. RefSeq lists its product as uncharacterized. The transcript has 5 exons. Lineage: Eukaryota; Fungi; Ascomycota; Eurotiomycetes; Eurotiales; Aspergillaceae. The coding region runs from base 1 to 702 and encodes 233 amino acids. The record is from RefSeq and is a predicted model, not a curated record.